Messenger RNA from Colletotrichum abscissum, 471 nucleotides. RefSeq names its product scytalone dehydratase. Lineage: Eukaryota; Fungi; Ascomycota; Sordariomycetes; Glomerellales; Glomerellaceae. Gene Ontology annotation, biological process: melanin metabolic process. Bases 1 to 471 code for a protein of 156 amino acids. The transcript is spliced from 3 exons. Gene Ontology annotation, molecular function: scytalone dehydratase activity. The record is from RefSeq and is a predicted model, not a curated record.
AUGGACAUCACUUUUCAAGAUGUUUCCGGGUGUGAAGCCGCUCUUUUCGAGUGGGCUGAGAGCUACGAUACCAAGGACUGGGACCGGCUUGCAAAGUGCAUCGCACCGACAUUAUACAUUGAUUACCGCUCCAUAUUUAAUAAGAUUUGGGAGGCUAUACCAGCGGCCGAUUUCAUCCAGAUGGUGUCGAACCCGCAUUUCCUGGGAAACAAGCAAAUCCGGACGCAGCACUUUGUCGGCGGGGCAAAAAAAUGGUCCAAGAAAAGCGUUGACGAGAUGGUGGGUUACCAUCAGAUGCGCGUGGCCCAUCAAAAGUACGAGGACGAGGACCUUACUAGUGUUGCGCUCAAGGGCCACGCCCACGGGAUUGCCACCGUGUUCUAUCGCAAGAUAGAUGACUCAUGGAAAUUUGCCGGCAUCGAACCUACUAUUCGAUGGUCGGAAGAUGACUAUGAAAAAAUAUUUGUAUAA